UAUCUUUUCCUAGUUAGAAGCUCUCCUCGAUUAAGACGCUCGUAUUGCCCAACGGCUAUUAAGUGCCGAGCUGAUCCCAUAAGAAUCAGUGAUUCCCCAUUCCAAAGAGAUCUUCCAGAUCCAAUUUCUCCACAGUCAGUCUACCAAGAAGAUCUAAUGUUCUCUCUUCUUACUUCUUUGUGAUAAAGGACCGAGAAUAUCGUGCCUUUACCACAGCAAUACUGGGUAGCAAUGGCUGAGAAGCGUGAUUCAAACGAAAGUGCUUCCCAAACACAAGACUCGAUUCCAAAGGGACCCAAAAAGACGAGAUUUGUCAGUUAUCUAUGGGAUACUUUCGACAAACCACCGGAAGAGAGAAGAUUGCUUUCCAAGCUUGAUGCAGCAAUUAUAUCAUUUGCGUCGAUAGGAUAUUUUGUGAAAAGUAUUGACCAGUACAAUAUCAACAAUGCGUUCGUUUCGGGAAUGCAAGAGGAUCUCAGUCUCUACAAGAAUCAGUUGAAUUACAUCCAAGCGGCCUGGACGAUUGGAUAUAUGGUGGGACAGGUUCCGAGUAAUAUCAUCCUCAGUCGAACACGACCGCGAUAUUGGCUUCCUAGUCUUGAGGUUAUAUGGUCUAUUCUCUCACUGUCGCUAUCGAAAUGCAAUAAACCCUACCAGUUUUACGUGAUAAGAUUCUUCAUUGGGCUUGCGGAAAGUGGCUAUUAUCCGGGAAUUCAGUAUACGCUCGGUUCUUGGUACCGUCGAGAUGAACUUGGAAAAAGAUCUUGCAUUUUCCAAAUAUGCAGUGCACUUGGUCAGAUGGUCUCCGGGUACUUGAUGGCUGGAGUGCAUCACUUGGCUGGAGUGGGAGGAUACAAGGGCUGGCAAUGGUCGUUCUUGAUAAACGGUGCAAUUGCUUUCCCUAUGGCUUUGGCAGGAUACUUUAUUAUCCCAGAUGUCCCUGAAAUUACAAAUUCAUGGUUUCUCACUGAGAAGGAAAUCUCUAUUGCUCAGGAACGAAUGAGACUGGAAGGAAGAAAGCCGCGUGGCAAAUACACCAAGGAGAAGAUGAAAAAGAUCUUUUCGUCGUGGCACAUAUAUCUAAUGUCAAUCCUCUAUGCGGCCUUCAACAACGGUAUAGCGCUGUCACAACCUGUAUUCCAACAGUAUCUUCGACUCUCAAAGAAUCCCAAGUACUCAGUUGCCGAAAUAAAUGACUAUCCAACAACAACAUCUGCGGUACAGGUCGUAAUGACCAUUGUUUAUGCUUGGUUGUCUGAUAGUCUCCUUCGUGGAAGCCGCUGGCCACCCCUGAUUUUUGGUGGGAUUAUCAACAUCAUAUGCUAUGUAUCACUCGCAGUUUGGGACAUCCCAACUUGGUGGAAAUGGACUUGUCUCAUAGUUGCUGGGGCGUCGUAUGGACUCGGCGGUCUUUGCAUGGCUUGGGCCAAUGAAGUCUGCGAAGACGACAGCGAGGAACGCGCUAUCACGGUUGCCUCCAUGAACGAGAUAGCCUACGUCUUUCAGAGCUGGUUGCCGUUGGUUGUCUGGCAGCAGGUUGAUGCACCGGAGUAUAGAAGCGGUUACAUUACCCUCUGCGUGUCAUCUGUGAUCAUGAUAGCGACAUCUUUCGUCAUCAGGAUGCUAAGCGAUCGAGAACUUUCCAUCAAGAGAAUGCAACAAGGACAGAGAAACGGAAGUGAGAGCUGCGAGCAGUUGCAGCCCUAUCUGGAACAAUUCCAAAGCCAGGAGAAUGAGAAGCGAUCUGAGUUCCAAGAAUCCGCUCUUGAACUCGGUUCCAUGAGAGCCGGCUUUUCCUCUUCGUCAACACUGGCUCUUACAUCGUCGGCGCGAGGUAGAUAUUAUAGUAGUGCGGCCUCCAUAGCCGACUCAUCGCAGACGGAGAUUGAGAUGGAUGCAGGCCAGAAAAGGGCAAACUGAUGCGGAUGAAAGGACUGGUCCGAUCGUUGUUGAUGGAAGAUCCCUACAUAUUGUUAUUGGGCAAAACUGUAUGAUAAUGUGAACUUCGUAAUAUAAAAGAUUCCGGAACCAUAUCAGAUCACCGUCUAGAACUAACGUUAGUAAUUAGAAUACUCGAACU
Molecule: messenger RNA, 2080 nt
Organism: Paecilomyces variotii
Lineage: Eukaryota; Fungi; Ascomycota; Eurotiomycetes; Eurotiales; Thermoascaceae
Product: putative pantothenate transporter
Exons: 13
Coding region: 232-1920 (562 amino acids)
Biological process (GO): transmembrane transport
Cellular component (GO): membrane
Molecular function (GO): transmembrane transporter activity
Source: RefSeq, a predicted model, not a curated record